AUGGAGCAUAGGUUAUGUGUUCAUAAUGACGAGGCAUUGAAGAAUACAGUUUUAGAGGAGGCUCACAGUUUAGCAUAUGUUAUGCAUCCAGGUAGUACCAAGAUGUAUAUGACUUUGAAGAAAUCUUACUGGUGGUCUGGAAUGAAGAAAGAUAUAGCAGGAUAUGUAGACAGAUGUUUGAUCUGUCAGCAAGUAAUUGUAUACAGAAUGACUAAGACGAUAAAGUUUUUUCCAGUUAGAGCCACUUCUACCCUUAAUCAGCUGGCCAAGACACAUGUUGACAGAGUUGUAAGUCAGUAUAGGGCUUCAGUAUCGAUUGUAUCAGACAGGGAUCCAUGGUUCACCUUGAAGUUCUGGCCCAGUUUAUAG
Messenger RNA from Benincasa hispida (wax gourd), 369 nucleotides. Lineage: Eukaryota; Viridiplantae; Streptophyta; Magnoliopsida; Cucurbitales; Cucurbitaceae. The record is from RefSeq and is a predicted model, not a curated record.